AUGGAUCCUCAGGCAAUCGUGAGUGUCUGCAGGGGUGCUGUACUCUUGACCGCUCCCACCUGCGAUUGCCCGCGGUUUGAGGAAGCACCUUCCAUGCAGGCGAGUCUCUCCGUCUCUUGCACCCCGCACAACUCGCCUCCUCUAGCCUUAAAAGUGGACCCCAAAUUCCAGGACCGGAACUUCUGGGCCAGCCUCCAUGGCCAGGUUCCGGGCUUGCUGGAUUGGGAUAUGGGCAACGAGUGCUUCUUGACCUUCACCACGACACACUUGUCCGAGGCCGAGCAGAAACUUGCCCUGUACAGACUCCAACUUGUUGAACCACCAAAACUGCCUUUGGAAAAAAAACCCAACCCUGAUAAAGAUGGUCCAGACAUUGAGCCCAAUCUGUGGAUGUGGGUGAACCCAAACAUCGUGUAUCCUCCCGGCAAGCUGGAGGUCGCAGUGAAAAAGGAAGACCAGAGUGCGCUGCCUGCUUUCCAGCCAGCCCUGAAAGAGGAGGAAGACAGCUGUUCAGAAGCUUCGGGUACAGCAGCCAUUGCCUCCUUGCAGGCAGAAGAGGAAGCAGAGGAGAAGCACAUUGCCUCUUCCCCUAGCACCUGGGAGGAGCCUACAGAAGAGGAGGAGGCCAAGGCUCAUGACGACAGCUCCUCUCUGGCUCUCCCAUCCCUUCCCACAAGGGCUCCACUCGAGAAUCCGUGGAGGCUUCCGCAAGCCAUCAGCCCAGAGGGGAGGCUCUGGUCCCGGCCCCCUCUCCAUUACUUCCAUCUGAUUGCCUUGGCACUCAGAAACAGUCCCCCCUGUGGCCUCAAUGUACAGCAGAUCUACAGCUUCACUCGAGAGCACUUUCCUUUUUUCCGGACAGCCCCAGAAGCCUGGAAGAACACAGUCCGUCACAAUCUCAGUUUCCGAGACAGCUUUCAGAAAGUGCCGGCCAGUCAGCAGGGCGUCGAGGCCAGCACUGGGCCUCGAUCCUGCCUCUGGAAGUUGACCGAGGAGGGACACCGCCGCUUUUCCAAGGAGGCCCGCACCUUGGCUUCCACUCAGCUGCAAAGUAUCCAACAGUGCAUGAGCCAGCCAGAUGUGAUGCCCUUCCUCUUUGACCUUCAGGAUGAAUCAUCCAUGCCCUAUUAA
Messenger RNA from Mus caroli (Ryukyu mouse), 1131 nucleotides. Lineage: Eukaryota; Metazoa; Chordata; Mammalia; Rodentia; Muridae. The record is from RefSeq and is a predicted model, not a curated record.